Molecule: messenger RNA, 3135 nt
Organism: Salvia miltiorrhiza (redroot sage)
Lineage: Eukaryota; Viridiplantae; Streptophyta; Magnoliopsida; Lamiales; Lamiaceae
Exons: 3
Coding region: 1-3135 (1044 amino acids)
Biological process (GO): DNA integration
Molecular function (GO): nucleic acid binding; RNA-DNA hybrid ribonuclease activity
Source: RefSeq, a predicted model, not a curated record
AUGAAGAGACCACGCAGCCUGAUAGAGGAGGAGAUGGUGGAGAUAGAUGAAGUCCAAAUUAAUGCGAGCUUUCCAGACCACAGAGUCCGGAUUGGAGCACAACUCGAACCAGAGCUCAGAGAGAAGCUUAUCAACUUCCUAUCUGAUUAUUACGAUUGUUUCGCUUGGUCCCAUGAGGACAUGACGGGGAUUGACCCUAAAAUUAUUGUUCACAGGUUGCAGGUCGCCCCGGAAUACCCGCCGAGAAAACAGAAACGGAGAAAGUUUGCGCCAGAAAGGAAUCAAGUGGUGAAUGAUGAAUUCACGAAGCUCCUUAAGAAUGGACUGAUCCGGGAAGUCCACUAUCCUGAAUGGCUCGCAAACGUGGUGGUAGUCAAGAAAAAGAAUAACAAGUGGCGGGUAUGCAUUGAUUUCACUGACCUCAACAAGGCAUGCCCGAAAGACUCGUUCCCACUGCCACACAUCGACAUGCUAGUGGAUGCGACAGCAGGCCAUGAACUGAUGAGUUUCAUGGACGCAUAUUCAGGAUACCAUCAGAUACGGAUGCACCCUGACGACGAGGAGAAGACGACCUUCAUGACCAACAUAGCAUUAUAUUGCUACAAGUAUAUGCCAUUCGGGUUGAAGAACGCGGGAGCAACUUAUCAGCGCCUGGUCAAUCAGAUGUUUGCAAGUUUGUUGAGGCAAACAAUGGAAGUCUACAUCGACGACAUGUUGGUAAAGUCCAUCCACGCGAAGGAUCACAUUGAUCACUUGAGGGAGACGUUUGAAAUUCUUAGAAAAUACAAUAUGAAGCUAAAUCCCACUAAAUGUUCUUUUGGUGUCAAUGCAGGGAAGUUCUUAGGUUACAUGGUUACUCAGCGGGGAAUAGAGGCAAACCCGGCUCAGAUUGAGUCAAUCCAGGGAAUCCCUUCCCCCACUUGCGUGAAGGACAAGUCAAGAACGUUUGAGUGGACAGAAGAAUGUGAGGAAGCGCUAAAGCAACUCAAGCAAUACUUGACUAGCCCACCUUUACUCGCAAAACUGAAAGACCACGAGACCUUAUUGGUAUAUCUAGCCGUCUCUGAUACAGCCGUCAGUGUCGUGCUGGUCAGAGAGGAAGAUGGGAAACAAUCACCAAUCUACUAUGUGAGCAAAUCACUACUUGAUGCAGAGACCCGAUACAGCCAGCUAGAGAAGUUGGCCCUCGCAUUGGUCCACGCAGCAAGAAAGUUACGUCCGUACUUCCAGUGUCAUCCGAUCAUAGUUGCCACCACGUAUCCCUUAAAGGCCAUACUCCAUAAGCCGGAAUUAUCCGAUCGACUGACAAAGUGGGCAGUGGAGUUGAGUGAAUACGACAUCACAUACAAACCACGGACCGCACUUAAAUCUCAGGUAUUAGCCGAUUUUGUUGUUGACUUUGCACCUAACCUUACUAUACAGGCCGACAAAGAGUUAUGCUGUCUGACGGAAGAACCCGACCAAACUGGAACUUGGAAACUAUAUGUUGAUGGAUCCAGCAACGUACGAGGGAGUGGACUUGGAAUCGUCCUUUCAUCACCACGAGGUGACAACAUCGAGCGAUCAAUCCGAUGUAAUUUCAAAACAACCAACAAUGAAGCUGAGUACGAAGCCAUGCUAUCCGGACUCGGACUAGCCAAGGAAAUUGGGGUAAAACGUAUUAACGUAUUUAGUGAUUCUCAGCUUGUAGUUAACCAAAUGCAGGGAACUUUUCAAGCCAAAGACACUAAGAUGACGGCUUAUCUGGGCAAGACGAAAGAGCUCCAAUCUUGCUUCGAGGAAUUCACCAUCAACCAAGUGCCUAGGGGGAGAAUGGUCAUGCUGAUGCUUUGGCCAACCUGGGCAAUCCAAAAGGAUGAGGCCAAAGAACAGGUGACCGAAGUAUCAGUCGAACGAACAUGGAUGACCCCCAUAAUGGAAUAUCUUGAGAAAGAUAUACUCCCGGAUGAUCGAAACGAGGCACGACGGCUUAAAGCUCAAGCAGCAUGGUUCUGCAUCAUCCGAGGUAAACUGUAUAAACGUUCAUUUACUGGUCCCUACUUGAAAUGCAUUAACCCUGCAGAAGCAAGAUACGUCUUGUCCGAGUUACACGAAGGGGAAUGUGACAACCACUCAGGAGGAAGAAGCCUCGCGCACCGCGCAAUAACCAAUGGCUACUACUGGCCCACCAUGAAAGCAGACGCGGCGGAUUACGCCAGAAAAUGCGACAAGUGUCAACGGUUCGCCCAGAUAUCACAUCUGCCCCCAGAGCCGAUGACUGCUAUCACUUCACCAUGGCCAUUCAUGAAAUGGGGGAUGGACAUUGUAGGCAAAUUGCCCACUGCACCCGGUCAGAAGGUAUAUAUGUUAGCGGUAACUGACUAUUUUAGCAAAUGGAUAGAAGCAGACUCCUUUCACCAAGUCCGUGACAAAGAAGUCAAGGGAUUCAUAUGGAAGAACGUGAUCUGCCGGUAUGGAGUGCCCAAAGAGAUUGUCACGGAUAACGGAUCACAAUUCAUCAGCGCGGACUUCCAGGACUUUUGUAAGUUCUGGAAUAUAAAGCUGAGCUUCUCAACACCAAGAUAUCCUCAGGCAAAUGGACAAGCGGCGUUUUCCAACAAAACCAUCAUGAACACCCUGAAGAAACGGCUAGAAAAGGCCAAAGGCAAAUGGGCAGAUGAGUUACCAGGCGUAUUAUGGUCCUACCGAACAACUACAAGAACAUCGACAGGGGAAACACCGUUCUCCCUUGCCUAUGGGAUGGAGGCAGUAAUCCCAACAGAAAGUGAAGUACCCACCGCCAGAUACGAGCUCACGACAGACAACGAGAAUCAAGAAGCUAUGUGCCAUGAAUUAGAUCUCCUCGACGAGAAACGAAACACAGCAAAUAUUCGAUUAGCAUCGUAUCAACAAAGCAUUGCCAGGCACUACAAUAAGCAUAUCUGUACUCGCACGUUCAAGCCGGGUGACUGGGUAUUUCGAAAGGUGUUCCAGAAUACCAAGGAAAUAGGUGCGGGCAAAUUAGCCCCGAAUUGGGAAGGACCAUACCUGAUCACCAAAGUGGUUGGACAUGGAGCAUACAGAUUGCAAUCGACAGACGGACGUGACAUCAACAACAGUUGGAACGCCAUCCAUCUCAAACAGUAUCACGCUUGA